AUGUCUUCCUCCUCUGCAACCCCGACGAACGAAUGGCUCGUCAUUGUUCCCGACCACCCCAACGCCCUGGAGAAACGGCUGGCCGUCCGGCCUCAGCACCUCCAAGGGCUGAAACCCAAGAUUGACGCUGGCAUCGUGGUCUUUGGUGGUGCAACCCUGUCGCAACAGCCCGCCGAGGGAGAGACGCCGAAUAUGACGGGCAGUGCCAUGUUAAUCAAGGCAAACACCGAGCAAGAGGUCAGAGACUUUUUGGACAGUGAUCCGUACACAAAGGGAGGAGCGUGGGAUGCGAGCAAGGCGCAGAUAAUGCCUUUCAAGUGUGCGGUUCGGACGGCCCUGUGA
Messenger RNA from Fonsecaea erecta, 342 nucleotides. RefSeq lists its product as hypothetical. The transcript has a single exon. NCBI's taxonomy places the organism in Eukaryota, Fungi, Ascomycota, Eurotiomycetes, Chaetothyriales, Herpotrichiellaceae. The record is from RefSeq and is a predicted model, not a curated record. The coding region runs from base 1 to 342 and encodes 113 amino acids.